GCCCCGAACCGGAAAAGAGUACUAUUUUUUCCCCUCCACUCCUCCUAUUUCCGCUCGGCAGUAGAAACCGGAAAUAACACUGCCCCUAGUUGCGGAGGCGCUUCGCCCGGCUUGCUGGUUACUGCUGACCCAGGGGGGUCUUCAUUAAAGAAGAGAGGCGGGGCUCCCAGGUCUGGGCAGAGUCCAGGCAGGGGGUCCUUGCCUCAGAACUCUGCUGAGGCAUCUGUCUUUUGAGAGUCCACACAAUAUGAGGGGCCAUCCUUCCUUGCUCUUAGUCUAUAUGGGAUUGGCCACCUGCCUGGACACCUUACCUCAUGGAGAACAAAACCAAGUUCUUGACAUCUUCCUGGAUCCCCCGGAUGCCCAGAGUUUCCUAGUUGGCCACAGGCGGAUUCCUCGGGCUAACCACUGGGACCUGGAGUUGCUGACCCCCGGAAACCUGGAACGAGAGUGCCAAGAGGAGAGGUGCUCCUGGGAGGAGGCCCGGGAAUACUUUGAGGACAACACACUGACGGAACGCUUCUGGGAAAGCUAUACCUACAAUGGCAAGGGAGGGCGUGGACGAGUAGAUGUCGCAGGCCUGGCGGUGGGACUGACCUCUGGGAUCCUGCUCAUCGUGUUGGCUGGCUUGGGGGCCUUUUGGUAUCUGCACUACAGACGGCGGCGCCGACUCAGAGUCCGGGAGUCCUGUCAGCAAGAGACCGGGCUCAUAAGCCCCCUGAGUCCCCCGACGCCCUUGUCUCCACCCUUACCCCCAGGCCUCCCUACCUACGAGCAGGCACUAGCAGCCUCUGGGGUGCACGACGCCCCUCCGCCCCCUUACUCCAGCCUCAGAAGGCCUCACUGAAGACUUGCUCCGGAGCGCGGGCUCCCCGAACUGUGCCCCUGAUUCACAGCAGAUUCCGGAAGUCGCUGGGCCUCUUCGACUCCCUGGCUUCAAUGUGUGCGUGGGAGAGUCAGGGUCGUCGGACCCGACGUCUAUCACGACACACGUGUUUCCGCCGCGCACGGAUACACGCAUGUCCCUGACCAUCGUGUUGCCGAGUCCGUGCCCCUGCUCCUCGCACCCGCCCUUCCUGAGCACCGGCCCUGAAACUCGGACAAGACGUGACUUGACUGUCGCCUCACCGUGUCGCGGGGAGCGUACACGCAGAGAAGCAGGCCCGUGCACACGCCCGUCUUCGUGUAUUUCCCCACAUGGGCGGUUCGUAAUCCAGCAUAAAGGUGGAGGGCGCAUUUGCUAUGUGCUGGAAAAGGUGUCACGCUUGUGUUGCACCCGGGGAAAUGGAGUUGAGCUGAACUGCUAUCUACCUAAAAACCUUUUGGAAAAGGAAGAAAUUUAAAAAGAAAGAGAAAGAACCCCCCCACACACACAAAUCCCCAAAUUGAGAUUAUUCGAGAAAAAUAAAAAUGCAAAUGAACUGAA
Messenger RNA from Peromyscus californicus insignis, 1426 nucleotides. It is a transcript of the gene Prrg2, whose product is annotated as proline rich and Gla domain 2. The record is from RefSeq and is a predicted model, not a curated record. The transcript has 8 exons. Gene Ontology annotation, cellular component: extracellular region. Lineage: Eukaryota; Metazoa; Chordata; Mammalia; Rodentia; Cricetidae. Bases 248 to 847 code for a protein of 199 amino acids. Gene Ontology annotation, molecular function: calcium ion binding.